CCGGAAGUCGUCACAGCUGUUCCGCCUUAAAGAAGUUCAGUGUUGCUGCUGCUGCCGAGACAAACCGCUGAAAUAUCACCGUUAUCGAUUAAACUCAGCUAUCGAUCAUUGAUUAAUUAGCAUGUAGUGGAAACAACAACGCGUCGAAUUAGCGUCGAAGUCUGCGGCUUCAUAAACCGUUAGUCGGUUCGAUAGAAACGUUAUUCUUUAUUUUUAACGAUUCAUUUUAAUUUUCACGUGGAUUUUAUCUGGAUUAACUUUAAAUUAUCUGGAUUAACUUUAAAUUAUCUGGAUUAACUUUAAAUUAUCUGGAUUAACUUUAAAUUAUCUGGAUUAACUUUAAAUUUAAAUGGAUGAGCACAAGGAGAACAUUAACGCUGAGGACGUCAAUGUGAAGAUGUCCAACACCAGAGAGGAGGAAAAGGCAAAGCCUUGCAGCAGGAUCUGUCCUGAUGGAGAACCUGCUUCUCAGGUGUCCCCGCCUCAGUCCCACAGUGACUUCAGUCAUCCGGUGUACAAAGAGAUCGCCGUGGCUAACGGACACAUCAACCGCAUGUCCAAGGACGAGCUGCGGAUCAAGCUGGCAGAGCUGAAGCUCGACACGAGAGGUGUGAAGGACGUGAUGAAGAAGCGGUUGAAGAGUCACUAUAAGAAGCAGAAGCUGAUGCAGACGGCUGCUGACGGAGGACCCACAGACACCUACUACGACUACAUCUGCGUGGUGGACUUUGAAGCAACGUGUGAAGAGGAUAAUCCUGCAGACUUCCUGCAUGAGAUCAUUGAGUUCCCCAUGGUUCUUAUCAACACCCACACCUUAGAAAUUGUGGACUCCUUUCAGGAAUAUGUGAAACCAGAUUUGAACCCACAGCUUUCAGACUUUUGUGUGAAGUUAACAGGAAUAACACAGAAAAUGGUGGAUGAAGCAGAGCCGUUCUCAGACGUCCUGCAGCGAGUCGUCGCUUGGCUUCAGGAGAGAGAACUCGGCACAAAGUACAAAUAUGCCAUUCUAACUGACGGGGCCUGGGACAUGAGCAAGUUCCUCAACAUCCAGUGCAGAAUCAGCCGCAUCAGAUAUCCGCAGUUCGCAAAGAAGUGGAUCAACAUUAGGAAAUCAUACGGGAACUUCUACAAGGUCCCCCGCACUCAGACCAAGCUGAGCACCAUGUUGGAGAAGUUGGGUCUGAAGUACGAAGGCCGUCCUCACUCGGGGCUCGACGACUCCCGGAACAUCGCCAGGAUCGCUCUGCGCAUGCUGCAGGACGGCUGCCAGCUGCGCGUCAACGAGCGCAUGCACGCCGGCCAGCUGCUGUCGGUGCCCGGCUCCGCCCCCGUGGAGGGAGCUCCGCCUCCUCAUACGCCCCGCAGCCGGGACUAGACCCGAGAAUAUUCCCCCAGGAGUUACAGGAAGGAAAAGAUCCAAAGCACUUUCACAGCCUUCACGUCAAGUUGUACAUUUGUUGUUGUGGAGUUAAAAGCUGCAGGUUAAAGGUGUAAAUGGAGUCAACGUUUGAUUUGAGACUCCUGUUUGUGUGAAAGUUCCUCUCUGACCACAACUUCAUAUAUUUUUACACCAGAUGUCUAAAAACAGAGAUCAUUCCAGUUGUGGGAGGAUUUUCUGCCUUAUUGAGCUGCUAAUGUUCAUCAGUUAGAUGCUCAUUGUCCUGUAAGAAGUUGUAUUUUUAUUUGAGGUUUUGCUUCCAAGAAUACGACCCGAGGGAGAAAAAAAAGAAUUGUCACUUUUUAAAUGUCAGAACCCAUAUCUGUAAGAAUUGUGCCAAUAGUAUCAACACAUGAACCCACAGAUGUUUCUGCUGCUAUUGUUUAAAGUGCUACAUGAAUAAUAACAGAGCCAUAAAAUCACACUGUAAAGUAACAAGUCUGUUAUCUCAACGUUAUAAAAACAGUACAUGUGUUAAUUUGAUGAAUUAAUUGAUGAAAAGCUGAACACAAGUCUUAUCUGUUGUAAGAACUUUAAGAGUUGAUCCUGUGUCGGAGGAUUCUGUCAUCUUUUGUAAUAUUGAAUUCAUUUUUAUUUCACGGAGGAUGCUCUAUUUUAACAGGAACAAAUAUUCUUCUGAAUGCCAAAUGAAAAUAAAUAUGUUCUUGUAAAUAA
Messenger RNA from Centropristis striata (black sea bass), 2113 nucleotides. RefSeq names its product exoribonuclease 1 (gene eri1). The record is from RefSeq and is a predicted model, not a curated record. The transcript has 7 exons. Gene Ontology annotation, cellular component: nucleolus; cytoplasm. Gene Ontology annotation, biological process: exonucleolytic trimming to generate mature 3'-end of 5.8S rRNA from tricistronic rRNA transcript (SSU-rRNA, 5.8S rRNA, LSU-rRNA). Lineage: Eukaryota; Metazoa; Chordata; Actinopteri; Perciformes; Serranidae. Gene Ontology annotation, molecular function: nucleic acid binding; 3'-5'-RNA exonuclease activity. Bases 350 to 1375 code for a protein of 341 amino acids.